Messenger RNA from Botrytis byssoidea, 609 nucleotides. RefSeq lists its product as uncharacterized. Bases 1 to 609 code for a protein of 202 amino acids. The record is from RefSeq and is a predicted model, not a curated record. The transcript has 3 exons. NCBI's taxonomy places the organism in Eukaryota, Fungi, Ascomycota, Leotiomycetes, Helotiales, Sclerotiniaceae.
AUGCAAUUCUCGAGCGCUCUCUUCUUGGCUCUUGCUGCCGCAACUGUCUCUGCUUCAUCUGGCCUCUCUGGAAGCGGAACCGCUGUAGGUGCUGCUAAGGCAACCGCGUUCGGAGCUGCUAAGCCCAGCGGAACUGGUGCAAAACCCAGCUUGGCUCCCCGUGUCGUACACGGCCCGUACCGCCGUAAGGAUUCCAACGAGUCAGGAUCUGCCAAGGGAACCGGAGCUAAAGCUGAUGGUGGCUCUGCAAAGGCAACUGGUGCACAAGGAGCAGGAUCUGCUAAGUCCACAGGGGGAGCAAGCUCUGGUGGCGAUGGCAAUGGUGCAGCCAAGGGUACUGGAUCUGGCGGAAAGGCUUCCAAGACAGCAGGAGCUGGCUCUGCAAAAGAGACCGGAGGGAGCUCGACAAAGGGGUCUGGAACUGAAAAUACUGGCAAGGGAUCCGCUUCCGCUUCAGGUAAAGGGGCUGCAUCGGCAUCCGGGGCUGGUGGCGCUUCUGCUACUUCAACUUCUCCAGCUAUCUCCACUGGUGGUGCCGCAUCUCUAUCCCAUAAUGGAGGAAUGGCUGCAGUUGCUGGCCUUGGUGUUGCAUUCGCUGUUUUUAUGUAA